AUGCGCGAGCGCCUCUACAUCGUCGGUUUCCGCGUGCGCGUUGGAGACAGCGAGCGGAUGUCGGACGCAUUCCAUUCCGCGCUGCCAAGGCUCCACAUCCAGCCGCCUCCAAUCGAGAGGGCGACGGGCGGCCUUGCCGCGGACGCCCCGACCCUCGCUUGCAGCGCCGAGCUCUUCUGCCGCUGGAUGGGCGCCGACGGGGCCCAGCGCUGUCGCCAUCUGCCCGGGGCCGCCGCCAUGUGGAUCAUCGGGCAUGGCGAGGUCCACUGCGAGCACUCGGACAGCUUCUUGCGGCGCCUUGCAGGCAACGCGUUCAAUGGCUACACCAUUGCGGCAGUCAUUUUCGCCGCGACGACUGCCCUCGGCAGGAAUUAG
Molecule: messenger RNA, 375 nt
Organism: Prorocentrum cordatum
Lineage: Eukaryota; Dinophyceae; Prorocentrales; Prorocentraceae
Source: the annotation of a GenBank genome assembly